This is a messenger RNA of Drechmeria coniospora, 2115 nucleotides long. RefSeq names its product Low temperature requirement A. The record is from RefSeq and is a predicted model, not a curated record. The coding region runs from base 1 to 2115 and encodes 704 amino acids. The transcript is spliced from 7 exons. NCBI's taxonomy places the organism in Eukaryota, Fungi, Ascomycota, Sordariomycetes, Hypocreales, Ophiocordycipitaceae.
AUGUCCAUGUCGGACUAUGGAGAACAUGGCCACCCGCCGUCGGCCGACAAGCUGCGCAUCUUCGCGAGCCCCGUCAUGAGCCACACCGGCAGCAGUCUCGGCGACAAGUCCCCAAGCUCGGUUCAUUCUGCCGACAACCACCAAGGCGAAACCAGGAUUGACCAUCGUCGCGUCGACGACGACCUCCCCAAGUUCAAGAGAUACCUCGAGCCUACUCUGCUCGAAAUAUUCUACGAUCUCUUCUUCGCUGCCAACUACAACGUCUUUUCCGACACCCAGCACGUCACGAGCCAUGGCAAGUUCAAGGCCUACGUCGGCUACUUCUGCCUCCUCUGGCUGACCUGGUUCCUCGUCACCAUGUUCGACGUUCGCUACGUCACCGACAGCAUCUUCUCCCGCGUAACGAGGGCCAUCCAGCUUGGCGUCUUGGUCGGCUUCACCGUCGUCGUGCCGAAUUUUAAUCCGUCGGAGGAGCAGCAUCAGGAAACGAUGCAGGCCAUGUCCCUCAUCCUCUGCUUCUCGCGCCUCUGUCUUGCCUUUGAGUAUGGCACCACCUUGUGGCAUGUCAGAAAGUACAAGAAAGCUCGCCUGCCGCUGUACCUGCAGAUUGCCCUCCACGCCAUCGCGUCCGCCAUCUAUCUCGGCGUUACCUUUGCCUUCACGUCGAACUCGAGGAGCCGAGUGUACAUGACCUGGUACAUCGUCUCGGGAAUCGAGUCCUUGGCUACCCUCCUUCUGACCAAUUUUUCUCCCGUCCUGAGCAUCACCAAAACACACAUCAUGAAGCGGAUGACCCUCAUGACCAUUAUGAUCAUGGGUGAUGGCAUCGUCCAGGUGGCCAAGGAAGUCGUCAUCAUCGUCAAGAACCCAAAUGCGUGGGACUCCACCACAAUCGGGCUCGUGACUGCGGCGGCGGCGACAAUCUAUUUCGUCUUUCUGAUCUAUUUCGACUGGUUGAGGAACUCCUUCUACCUGCCCGCGCUGCGGCAGCAACUCUGGACCUUCCUGCACUUGCCCUUCCACCUCUCCCUCGUCUUGUUCAUGCAGGGCUUUACCCAAUACCUGCUUUGGUCCAAGAUCAUGGUUCAGUUCAGCCGGUUGAACGCGUUGGGAGAUCCUAGAGAUGCCGCCGGCAACAUCGUCGACCCUUCCUCGAGCAUAGCCGUCCGAGACUUUCUGAACCAGUCGGUCCUGUCGUUCUUCGCCGACUACCCCCCCAAGAUUGCGAAUACCAUGGAUACGGUGAACGAGGCGCUUCAAAACGUAACCAAAAUACCCGACGCCUUUUGGCCCAAGCUCAACGGUGUUGACCAGUUGGAUUUGACCAACCUGCCCGUGGGCUUCGAGAGCGCCUUCAACGACUUUGUCGCCAUCGUUUCCGUCCUCGUCUCAGCCAUGGCCAACGCGCUCUUUGGAGCUUUUGGAAUCGAAGUCCAUGGCGAAAUCGCCAACAAGAACACUGACCCCGCGAAGGACCUCAAGGGAAGUGGCCUGCAGUUUGAAGUCACGGAUAAGACGCAGAGCCGCUACAGGCUGGUGUUUGUCACUGGCUACGUUUCGACCGGCUGCACCAUAAUCUUCAUGCUACUACUUGCCAUCGUUUCCCGUACCACGCCCCUGAAGGCUUGGCCCAUUAUUAGGCUCGUCAUCAUCUUCCUCCUCGCCCUCGGAACAGCUCUGGUCUCCCUGCUCUGGUAUAGUCCAGACAAGCUCGAUCAGUUCCUCACCAGCCCCUGGGUAAUGCCCACCAUCACUUUUGUCUGGACCAUAGUGCUCAUCAUCACCCACAUCAACGGCGAGGGCGUCAAGCGCAACGCGUACCGCUUCAAGCGCCGCCGGCAAGGUGACCGGUCAAACGAAAGUGGUUCGCUCCCUCGGACAUCGACGUCCAAGUGGGCCCCCGGCGAGGGAGAGCAAGACAGCUUGGACCGCGAGUCGCAGCGGCAUGUCGCGUCCGCACACGAUGUUGAAGUCGCCGGAGCAGAGCAAUCCGCGGCUCUACGCGCGCGCCCCGCCAUUGGUGAUGACACCAUCGGCGGCGUAUCUGAACUGCCUCCGACUAGCUACAAUACGAUCAAUCCGUCGACGGAGAAAAAUGGAGAAUCCCCUGUAUAA